GUACACUUAAAUCUUUGAAUCUUUCUCGAGGUCGGUGCACCGUGGCUGAUUGUUUUAUACAGUUAGAUGUAUGAGAGAAAUUAUAAUAUGCUUAGAAUGAUUGUUAGGAGCAUUUAGAUUUUGAAUAACAGGAUUUUGAGUUGUGUUCAUGUCCAUCGGGGGAUGGAUAAUUGAGGGAAUGAGUUGCCACUUGGCUUAGAAAGCCACCACUCAUUCCUUUAUCCAACCUCGAUAACCCCCUUUAGGCUAACUCUGUGACACGUGUCCUUGCAUUUGCAUGGGCUCCAAUUCUGCCAGGCUAUUCCAUGACCAAGCUUAUCUAUAUAGUUCCAAUCUUCUGCUUUGCACUUUCGCCCUUCACCUUCCCAUCUCUAACCAUGUCUGCCUUUGUUGGAAAGUAUGCAGACGAGCUGAUUAAGAAUGCCAAGUUCAUUGCGACCCCAGGGAAGGGCAUAUUAGCAGCUGAUGAGAGCACCGGCACAAUUGGGAAGCGGCUGGCUAGCAUAAGCGUUGAGAACGUGGAGUCCAACCGCCAAGCCCUUCGUGAGCUUCUCUUUACCUCUCCCGAUGCUCUCUCUUAUCUCUCAGGUGUAAUCCUCUUCGAAGAGACCCUUUACCAAACGACAUCAGAUGGGAAGCCGUUCGUGGAAGUGCUUCAAGAAAACAAUGUGAUUCCAGGCAUCAAAGUGGACAAGGGCACCGUGGAGUUGGCUGGCACCAAUGGCGAGACCACAACACAAGGGUUUGACUCUCUUGGAGCUCGCUGCCAACAGUUUUACAAGGCCGGUGCUCGCUUUGCCAAAUGGCGUGCUGUUCUUAAGAUUGGCGGUUCUGAACCCUCUGAGUUGUCUAUCCAACAGAACGCUCAGGGCUUGGCUCGCUAUGCCAUUAUCUGCCAGGAGAAUGGGUUGGUACCCAUUGUGGAGCCUGAAAUCCUCACUGAUGGCCCUCAUGAUAUCAACAAAUGUGCUGCUGCUACCGAGAUUGUGCUGGCUGCGGUUUACAAGGCGCUUAGUGACCACCAUGUGCUUCUUGAAGGAACCCUCCUCAAGCCCAACAUGGUCACCCCUGGCGUUGGUAGCCCAAAGGUAGCUCCGGAGGUAAUAGCGGAGUACACGGUGGCUGCACUUCGCCGGACGGUCCCAGCCGCCGUCCCGGGAAUAGUCUUCCUGUCCGGAGGACAAAGUGAAGAAGAAGCUACACUUAACCUCAAUGCCAUAAACAAACAGGAAGUGUUGAAGCCAUGGACUCUUUCCUUCUCAUUUGGGCGAGCAUUACAGCAAAGUACGCUUAAGAUAUGGAGUGGGAAGACGGAGAACGUUGCGAAAGCUCAAGCAGCCUUCUUGGAGAGGUGUAAGGCCAACUCUGAGGCCACUCUCGGCAAGUACGGCGGCGGGAGUGGCGGCGGCGGGUUGGCCUCCCAAAGCCUCUACGAAGCUGGUUACAAAUACUAAAGUUAACUUAUUCAUCAUUAUUGAGCCAAGACCGUGUAUGUGCCUAAUGUUUAUGUUCAUAGUGUGCUUUUUCUCCCAUAUAAUAAUAUGCACUAUGACUUUUUGUUAAAC
Molecule: messenger RNA, 1565 nt
Organism: Cucurbita maxima (winter squash)
Lineage: Eukaryota; Viridiplantae; Streptophyta; Magnoliopsida; Cucurbitales; Cucurbitaceae
Product: fructose-bisphosphate aldolase, cytoplasmic isozyme 1-like
Exons: 3
Coding region: 306-1454 (382 amino acids)
Biological process (GO): glycolytic process; fructose 1,6-bisphosphate metabolic process
Cellular component (GO): cytosol
Molecular function (GO): fructose-bisphosphate aldolase activity
Source: RefSeq, a predicted model, not a curated record